AUGCCCGGUUUGUUUGACAUGGCACUUUUCGCCGCAUGGCUGCCACACCUCGUGCUGGCAAUUUCACAUGACCGAGCUGCCCAAGUGCACGCUGACGGCAGCAAUUCGUGGCCGUGGGCUGCAAGGAGUGAGCCGAGCCCGUUACUGCGGCACCAGGCCGUGCCUGACGACGCUUCGCAACAGUUAGCCGCCUCGGGCCGCCACCACCACCACCACUAUCAUAGGGCCGCUGUUUUGGCCGCGGCUUCUGGCAAGGUGCGUGCACCCGAUGCGGUUGCUUCCACCACAGGGACGACCACACACCGCGCCAUAGCGAACGAGAUUUUCUACUCGCCGAAUGAGACCUCCGAUGCCAACAUCCAGGCCAUCAUGGAUAUGACAAUCACGGGAGGAGACGAGCACGAAGGAUGGCCAUGGGAAUCAGAGGAGGCGAAGCUCAGGGAGGCCGCCAAGCACUUGACCACGAGCGCUCCAGGGGCUGCCGGUGUCAUCAUCAGCAGCCUCUUCGGGGAACCUGGUGACACCGGAGUGCGCGGCGACGUGGGGCCCCGGGGAUUCGCUGGGCCUCCUGGCCCUCCUGGUCCUGCCGGCCGAGGGCCUUCGGGGGGUGAAGGGCCCAAAGGGCCCCACGGGCCGCGUGGGCCUCAUGGCCCUGCAGGCCUACAGGGCUUUCCUGGUCCAGAAGGUCCGGUAGGCGAUGCGCCUGUUGAGGUCUACACCUGGAAGAAGAUCUUGGCCACCUAUGACAACGUUCUUGAGAACAUGGAGACCACUGUGGGAAGGAAGAACCGGGCCGUCAACAAGGACUUGGGCUUGAUGCACCAGCAGGCCGCGCUGUUCCACGCGCGCCAUAGCGGCAUCCGGAAUGGGGCCAUGCGCUUGCACGGGUACCUGCUGAACUCCUUCUCCAAGGUGGCUGCAUCGCUGUCCCAGGCAGCCCGGCUAGACCGCACAGUCGAGACCAUGAGCAAGCCCACACCAAGGCAGGCGCUGAAGGAUGCCGAGAUGCUGUUGCCCGUGGUGCAGGCCCAAGAGCACAUGAUUGAGCGCUCCGAGAUGGCGGCCUCUCAUGGAUGGGCGAAGCGCAGCGUUGACAAGGAGAAGCACAAGCUGGAGGAGGAGAAGCGAAAGAAGCAGGAGGAGGAGCAAAUGCAGGAGAUGAUGAAGCAGCAGGAAAUGAUGUUCCAGCAGAUGGCCGCAGCCAUGCCAAUGAUGGGUGCAUGGAAUUCCGGGGGCUGGAAUGAGUUCGAGGGAUGGGAUGGCUAUGAUGGUCCCGGGCCCUGUCCUGGGGGCCCCGGCAUGGGCAUGGGCGGCAUGGGCAGCAUGGGCAGCAUGGGUGGCAUGGGUGGCAUGGGUGGCAUGGGCCCGGCUGGUGGCAGCAUGGCGAGCGCUGGCACGGCCGGAUCUGCGCCGUCCGCUCCGUGCCCCCCGUCGGCCCCGUCGCGGCCGCCAGGCGUGCGACCCUCGGUGGUGCCUCCCAGGAACGAGCUGAGACCGAGCGGGCCCAACUUGCCGAGGACGCGAGUCAAUGCCGAGAGUUACCACGGGACCGUUCUCGAAUGGAGAGGGAAAUUCGGCUGGAUAGAACCAUUUCCGGCGAUUGAACAUCCUCUGGCGCAAAAGCAUGGCGGCAAAGUUUACGUAUCCGUGGGCGAUGUGAAGAAGGGAAGCAGCCUGGAAGCUGGUCAGUUGGUCAAGUGA
Messenger RNA from Effrenium voratum, 1701 nucleotides. The record is from the annotation of a GenBank genome assembly. NCBI's taxonomy places the organism in Eukaryota, Dinophyceae, Suessiales, Symbiodiniaceae.